CUCACUGAUAGUUCAGUUUGGAGCAGAUCAUUCACAAGCAAGAUGCAUCCAAAAAUAAUACUUCUAUUAUGUUCAGCUUUUUGGUUAAACUCAAUCAACGCCAGCUCAGUGUCGCGUUUCAAACGACAACAGUUUAGACCGCUGGAUGCUUGUACAGUUUCACAUCAGGAAAUAGAUAAACUUAUCGCAAUUACCAAAAACCUUGAUGCCGUUACUAGAGAAAUGGAUUAUUCUCUCCGAUCAGGAUUUGAUUCUUCCGAAUCGAGUGACAGGUGUACCAAGCAGCUGGCGGAAUUCAGAGGAAAUGUGCACAGUGUAAUGGUGAACUACAAAACCAUCGAUCGGCAAAAGAUGUCACAGGCCCAGUAUGAAAGAGCGAAAUCUAAGUACCAGAGCGAGAUUCAACGACUAUUGAGGAAGCUCGAUAAUUUGAAAAGAGACGUUGAAGACAGCUACAGAGGAGAGGUAGAAAAGCUGCGCAGCAAUAUCCAACAUUUCCGAGGAGAGCUGGACGAAAACUUGGCACUUUUGGAGCAGGAACGUAUGAAGAAUCGAUCCGCUUUCCUGAGACUGUGUAUCGCGAAUAUAAGAUCGGGACGAGUGAAUGAAGCGAUAAACGAUUUGCGCGACAUUGGUGAUGUACCGUAUGAUCAAAUAGUCACACAGGUUUACGAACAUCGGCUGUCAAAUGUUAAAUUGAUACUCGAUUUUCUGGAGGUUGUCGAUAUGUACUUCGAACCCGUUAAAGGGUAUGAAGUGCUCUUUAAUUUGAUGAAAGAAAACAACCAGCUAAACGGGAUGGAAGGUCAGCGAUUACUUAUACAUUUGAUGGCGCUAAGCAUGGCUGAUGAUCAGAAAAACAGCCGGAAAGCACAUGAUCUUUUGAAAGAUUUCAAAGAAAGCGUGUAGUAAAUAAAUAUUUGAAAAUGCAGGUUUCUGUUAUUUUAUUCUUAGCCUUGUCAUCUCUGAAAGUAAUAAACAACGGAAUAAAGGAAUGUACCAU
Messenger RNA from Uranotaenia lowii, 1003 nucleotides. RefSeq lists its product as uncharacterized. The record is from RefSeq and is a predicted model, not a curated record. The transcript has a single exon. Lineage: Eukaryota; Metazoa; Arthropoda; Insecta; Diptera; Culicidae. Bases 43 to 909 code for a protein of 288 amino acids.